Molecule: messenger RNA, 5688 nt
Organism: Acanthopagrus latus (yellowfin seabream)
Lineage: Eukaryota; Metazoa; Chordata; Actinopteri; Spariformes; Sparidae
Gene: map2k5
Product: mitogen-activated protein kinase kinase 5
Exons: 22
Coding region: 370-1686 (438 amino acids)
Biological process (GO): protein phosphorylation
Molecular function (GO): protein binding; protein kinase activity; ATP binding
Source: RefSeq, a predicted model, not a curated record
AAAUGCACUGGGCGGAUGUUGAUUCGGAAGCGCUGUCGGAGCAGUUGUGGCUUCCUCAAAACUAGCUACAUGGCUAAAAACCUCCGAUAAAACAAAAAACUUCGCUUGAGACAGCGGACAAAAAACACAUUCAUAGCUCAAGCUGAACCGUUCAUAACGUAAUGACGUGAAGUCGGUGUCGUCAGUGACCGGUGACGAUUCUUAAUGUCCGCAUCACUUCACACAAGUGUCCGGACUGAGCAGGAUGCUAGCAUGUGUCGUCAGCAAACCACUGCAGGAAAUUAGCUUGUUAGCUUAGAGAGCCAGUGAAGUGUUAUUAUGAGGCUAGAUUUGUCAUCUUUAUGCUGAUACUUAAAAAAGCCUUGUAGAAUGGACACCGAGGCAAUAGUGAUCCGUAUAAAGACACCGUCAGGGGACAUGGACUCGUCCGUCGACUGUCCAUCUCUUCUGAACUUCAAUGACUUAUUGGUCGCCAUCAGAGAUGUCAUGCCUGAAGCCACUGUCACGGCCUUUGAAUAUGAAGAUGAAGUGGGAGACAGGAUCACUGUCAGAAGUGAUGAAGAACUCAAAGCCAUGUUGUCAUAUUACUGCAACACGAUGAAUGAACAACGCAUGAAUGGACUGCUGCCGGACCCUCUCCAGAUUUUUCCACGAGCCGGCAAGACUCCAGGGAUCCGGAACAUACAUGGCCUGAAGGUUAAUACAAGACCCAGCCCAGCCAAUGACUGCACUCACACUGUCCCAGACUCCAUGACCAACAACAGCUUAAAGAAAUCCUCUGCUGAGUUGAAGAGGAUCCUGACAAAUGGGCAGAUAAAUGCCCAGGAUAUCCACUACCAAGAGCAGCUUGGCCAUGGAAACGGAGGCACGGUUUACAAAGCGUACCAUCUUCUUGGCAAGCGUGUUUUAGCUGUCAAGGUCAUUCCCCUGGAUAUCACAGUGGAACUACAGAAACAGAUCAUGUCAGAAUUAGAAAUCCUCUACAAGUGUGAUUCACCCUACAUCAUCACUUUCUUCAGUGCCUUUUUUGUAGAAAACAGGAUAUCCAUAUGCACAGAAUUUAUGGACGGAGGUUCUCUGGACGUGUACAAAAGAAUUCCGGAGCACGUGCUGGGGAGGAUCGCAGUGGCAGUAGUUAAAGGCCUGACAUAUCUUUGGAGCCUGAAGAUACUUCACAGAGAUGUCAAGCCUUCCAAUAUGCUGGUGAACACCCGGGGACAAGUCAAGCUCUGUGACUUUGGUGUCAGCACGCAGUUGGUGAACUCUAUUGCCAAAACAUAUGUGGGGACUAACGCAUACAUGGCGCCAGAAAGGAUAUCAGGAGAACAGUAUGGUAUCCAUGCAGAUGUCUGGAGUGUGGGAAUCUCUUUCAUGGAGUUGGCGCUUGGCAUGUUCCCCUAUCCACAGAUUCAGAAAAACCAAGGAUCUUUAAUGCCUCUUCAGUUACUGCAAUGCAUCGUUGAUGAGGAUCCUCCAGUUCUUCCUGUUGGCCAGUUCAGUGAGAAGUUUGUUCACUUCAUCACUCAGUGUAUGCGUCGACAACCCAAAGAGAGGCCUGCCCCCAAUAACCUCAUGGAUCAUUCCUUCAUCAUACAGUUUAACGACGGUAACGCCGAGGUGGUGUCCAUGUGGGUUUGCUGUUGCCUGGAGGAGAGACGAGCUCAGCAGGCUCAGGGACACGUCUGACGUCCUCCUGCUGAUGAUGGACCUGGAUGUUUGAGCCCAAACCUGGAACAUUAUCAGAGGGUCAAGUACGUCCAUAUGCACUGUACAAGUGACUUCAUAUACAUGGACAAUAAUCACUAGACGUUGAACGUGAGUAAAUCUCACGCGGCAUCGCAUUGAGGAGCUCACAUCCUUUGACGUCUCAAUCUCUGCAUCCAAAAGACGUUCUUUUCUCAUGUGGGACAUCCACAGCUUCGUCCCCACAUAUGCCUGAUGGAGAUAAGUAGUCCUGAGUUUAAGGAUCAGAGACAAUAAGCAUAAGACUGCAAUAAGCUGGCAGCGGAGUCGUGCUCUGUGUUUUGGAUGGUAUCUUAAAGAACCGUCUUGUGCUUUACUAUUGGCAGCCCUCUUGUGAAUGUUAAGGUAUUUGCUGUCAGUAACUGCCCAUGUGUGUGCCUGUUCUUCCAGUGGUGUGAUUUAUUACCUCAGAUAAACUUAGAUUGUCACUGUAAGAGGAAGACUCCCCCCCCCCCCCCCACUCCCAAAAAAAAAAAAUGUUUUGUUCCAUCUCAUUCUUAAAUGCCAUGUUACAGAGUGGAAUUUGACACGCAUCUUUUUAUAUUCUGAAGCUAACCAAACACUUUACUGUUGACAUUCAUCAAGAGGAAUGUUUGUUUCUUUACAUUUCAAACCAGUUUUUAGCAGUUUGACAGACACGCCUGAUGUUGAAUGCCACUGAAUGAACAGUUCCACUUUAUUUUAGCAGCUGUUUGUUUUAGGGCCUGACCGAUACAUAUGUUUUGGUGCCAAUAGAGAUUUUAAGGAGCAAAUUCCAAUAUUAAUACAUCAACGGAUAUUGAAUAAUGCAAUAAUCCCUCAUAUAUGGUUAUUAUAACAAUUGUGAAAAGAGGCAGGAGAUUUGACUGUCUAAAAAUAAUCUUACUGAUGAUAAUAAGCUAUUUGUAUAGCAUGUUUCUAAAUAUGGUUACAGUGCUGUACAGGUCAAAAUAUAAACAGGACACAGUUGAAAAAAGUGGUACCAACAAUCAAGAUACAAUGCGACAGCCCAUCAUAACAUAAUGACAAAACUAAGAUAAAACUUACGUAAAAUAAAGCAAUAUUGUUUUGAAGCCUUCCAACAAAAGUAGGUUUUGAUGAGAGAUUUAAAAAGAAGGAACAGACUUUGCAACUUUACUUGACAUGUAAUCACAACUGAAGCAUCUUUUUGUGCAUUAUGUUCUAUCAUCGGACAACAUAAGCGCCACAACCAGUGUGUCUGUGAUGGGCAGGAAUCAGCUGAUGUGUCCGUCAGGCUCUAUUUUUCUUAGAAACAGAGACCAGAACCACUUCUUCUCCUUAUAAACCAACUCUUCUUCUUUCUCUUUCUUUUUCAUUUGAAGUGAUUACUCACUUUCUCACUUGUAAAUCCUUACUUUAGCAAAACAUGUCAUGUACUAUAGAGAAAUGAUUGCAUUGCCUGAAGAGAUGACUUGAUAUGCAGUGCAGUAGAGAGAGAACAGUGCACCAAAGACCACUGACGACCCACAUGGUGAAUGUUAUGGAUUCCUCAUGUCUGAGGCAAACCUAACAGCCGAGGUGACUCGUAUGAGGUGCUUUGACGAGGUCUUAUUGUGCAGCUGUUGAAAUGUGGAGAGCUCAAGUGCAAUUAAAUUCCACAACUUCCACAAGGCACAGUGAACGCAGCCUACAGUGACAUGAUGUGUAGUGUGUGUGAGCGUCGCUUGAAAGGAAUGUAAAGCAGUUCAUCAGCGCAACAGAGGAGGAGUUUCAUCAGUACUGCUCAGUGUGCUUUUGUCCUCUGUAACAGUGAGGAGACACGUGGGCGCUGGACUUUAAUUUGACUGUAAAUCAUCCAAAACUGAGAUCACAUUAGUUGUUAGUAGAACAAUCAAACAUCAAAGUGGGUGAUUCAUGUAGCGUUGACCUUAACUCCAGACAGGAAAUGGAAGAAACACUGUACGUGUGGGGAAAUCACCAGCUGUGUCCAGGCUCCAUACUGCUAACACUAACCAUGUUUUGAGCAUGUAGUGCAGAUAUACAAAUUUAUUAUGCUAUUAUUGAAAUGCAAAUAUGCAGAUUUCAAUCUGGUUUUAAAUGUUAGUUUUGUGGUGUUUAUGAACACAAUGUAAUGUGAGGAAAACUUCAUGAACUGGUUGGUUCCAGAAACACCUGCAAACUAAAAACUUUUUCUGAACUGGACAGACCAUUAGAUGCUAAUUAGAUGCUAAGUGUUGGUCAAAUCGAGGACGGUGAGUAAUUUUGUCAGACUACUUUUCUCCAAAGUGAAAAAUUAACAUUGACUCUAUGGACAAACAUUUUGCUUUUUGUUGAAAAAGAAAUACAAAUUAUUAAGUAAAAAAAAUAAAAAAACAUUUACCAUGCGAGUUAAGUACUGGUCGUAUCAGUAAAGUCUGUAUGGUGGAGUUUGGACACAGCACUCUGACCUGAGCUAACUGCUCCUUAUUGCGAUGUGAUUGACAAUGUGGAGGGGAGGCCUCUCACAGCGCCCUCUACUGGUAGUGCUCAGAGCUCAUCAUAACAGAAAUCCUCAUUGAUUUUGAGGUGAACUGCAGUAAAUAGAUUUUUAUGGACUCGUUUUCCAUAUCCAACAGUUCAUUAUCGUCAUAAUAAGUUCAAGGAGUCACGUGAUCUGCACGACCAGCAGAGGCGCUAUAGGCCCCGACACACCACGUCAACGGUCAUACAAUUUCAGCAGCGAGGCUUGUCAGUGGGAGAGAUCGCUGUGAUUGGCUGUUCAGCUGAGCAAAUCAAUGAGUGAGAAGAGGAAAGGAAAAGCCCUCGAGCCUGUCACCAUAGUAAUAGUUUCUCCCCAUUCUUCGCCUUUGCCUCUUUGCCAGCACCAUCUUCAACUUCCUAUCAGACACAUUCUCGAUUAGAAGUGGCUUUAUUACAGAGAGUGCUGUGACAAGACGCUGCUUCAUCAUACCUAUCAAGAGUCUUCCGGUUUCCUUUUUUGAACGACUACAGACGGGCGGCACCUGCAGAGAGUUAUACACAGCAGCAGAACGCACAAGUUAGCUGACCGUCGGCUGUAGUCUUUGUGGUGUGUUUGAGUGCAACAUGAGGUGAUGCAACAGUCCGUCUUGGUUGCUGCAAGCUCUUUAAUGCCAAUUUUGUGUGUCUGGGCCUGUUGUGUCAUGGUCCCUCCCAUGUUAACACAUUUCAUAGGUGCCAUUAUUUGCCUCAGAAACCCAAAAUGAGGCAAAUACUUUUUUAUUUUUUAUUUUAUGUACAUAGAUAUACUUUUACCAUAACUUUCUGAUGGAUGUCUGCAGGAUGCCGUUCAUUUCCAUGAAAAAAAUGCUUUAAUUGAUGAGGCUCAAAAAAUGAAGAUGUCAACAGGGAUUUUCCAACACUGGCACAAUAAAUAGACUAUAUACUCUGCAUUAUACCACAUAUAUUGUCAAUUAUAUUCACUUUGGGGAAGUUUGAACUGUUAAUACAUCUGCGAGACAUCCAUCUUACGGUGAGUUGACCUUAUUUUACUAAAGCUAUAAAUACUUAAAGUCUGGUUUAACUAGUAAUUAAGUGUUGAAAGGAGUGUGUGGUGGUCACUGGCUGCUGAUGAACUCUGAAAAUGUUUUCUUACAACUGAAACAAAACAUGAAAAGGAAAAAAAAAAAAAAAGUUUCAUAUUCCUGAUCAAAUGAGCUUCAAGGUCCAAAAGCUCGGACACAUCUUUUGUGUUUUGGUGUGAUGAACUCAUUGACUGUGAUUUUUUUUUUUUUUCCUGCAGUUUUAGAUAUUUAUUAUUUUUUUACUUUGCAGCCUGCUCACACCAGAGAAUCAGAGAUGAGACUCUUGCCUGUUGUUCAUUCCUGUUUUUGCCUAAACCACACAGCAUCAAGUCAGUGAUGAGACGCAGCAGAAAUAGUAUUGCUGUGAUGUUACUGGCUGAUUGUGGCCUUCUCUGUAAUUAUCUGUGUUGGCACAUAUUCCAACCGUAAUGCACAAAUAAUAAUAAAACGUUUUUAAACAUGA